Messenger RNA from Rhagoletis zephyria (snowberry fruit fly), 1247 nucleotides. RefSeq lists its product as uncharacterized. Lineage: Eukaryota; Metazoa; Arthropoda; Insecta; Diptera; Tephritidae. The record is from RefSeq and is a predicted model, not a curated record.
UUGAUUGAGUCUUUUUAUAAUUUUGUUCACCUAACUAAUUACAUUACCUGUGCAAAAAUUUCAACGUUUUACUAUUAGUGGAAAAUGUAGCUCAACGCGAGUUUAAAAUUUCAUGAAUUUUUCUCUGGUGCUAAGAGUCCUCUCUUGUGGAAAACAAAUAAAAACCCAAGAGUUUAGUGUUUUGUUGAACGAAACAAGAGAGUUAUACCUUAGAAAUUAUGGUUGGUAUAACAUGCCAAGUUCAGUGCAUAAAGUUUUAGUACAUGGAUGUGAUGUAAUUAAAUACUUUGAUUUACCAAUAGGUUCAUUAUCAGAAGAAGCCUUAGAAUGUUCACACAAAAACAUAAGAAAAUAUCGGCUUAAUCAUUCUCGAAAAACUGGAAGAGUACAAAGCAAUACGGAUUUAAUGACUCGUUUGAUAUUAUCGUCAGAUCCAUUAGUUGCAUUUAAAAGAAAUAUAAAACAGAGAAACAAAUAUUUAAAGGGUUCUGAUCUCAGCUUUAAUAAAUACAUUGUUGAAAGUGACGAAGCAGACAAAAGCAUGGAAUCAUUUGAAUCAGUGAUCACUUCCUCCUCUUCUGAGGACUCUGAAACUGAGUGAUUAUAACAACUAGUUCGGUUUUUAUUAACAUAUUAUAUGUUAUUACCAUAUAACAGCUAUUAUUACUUACUUACUUAACAGUGAUUAUGCUUUAUUUUAAAUGAAAUCAAAAGAAUUUUUUUUUCUAAAGGUUAACAUGUAAGGAAAACCGACUUAAUUUUUCAAAUUACCAUAAUGUAUUCACUUAGGAAGUAAAGUUUAGACGAAUUUUGACUAUUAAGACUAUUUUUCUGAACACUUAGCAACAAUGAUAUGCCAUAUUUCAUUUUUAAAUAAUCAUGUGCAAAAACUCGGUGUUUUUUUAAUGGGUACCCGUUACAAAAAAACCGAUUACUUUCUUAAAAUUAGAGUAAUAUAGACACUUCAGAUGUAAAGUUUCAAUAAAUUCUGACGACUCCUUCCGGUUUUCGUAAACACCACAAUCAGCAAUGAUUAUGCCUCAUUUGUCUUUCAUAUAGUAAUGUAAAAAAAAAUCUUUUUUUUUUAAUGGGUACCCGGUACCGAAAAAUCGAUUUCAUUUUUGAAAUAAGCAUGGCUUAGUCCUUUUAGGUGUAAAGUUUCAACAAGUUCUGAAUACUAUUUCGGUUUUUAUAAACAUAUGUCUACGAUGAUUAUGAGUUAUUUUACCUUUUUAUAAAAUUGUAAA